AUGGCCGUGACACCGCUGUUCUUUUUUCUCCUCAUCUUCAUCUCAGGUUCCGGGGCGGAACCUUUGGUGAAGGAGGCUGGCACUUCUGUCCAAAUGCAAAUACAGGAACCUACUUUUAGCACAUCUAGCUUUGUUGAGUUAUACUGGAAGUUUAACAAAAAAAAUAUUAUCAUAUUUAACCAAGAGAAUGUUGUGAAGUAUGGUGACUUUAAAGCCCGGAUGGAGUUUAGUCAGGAAACUUGCAUGCUGACCCUGAACAACCUGAAGAAGACAGACAGUGGACUGUAUGAAGCAAUAGCGUCUGCUGACACGGAUAAAUCUGUUGCUGAGUACUCUCUCACUGUGAUGGAUCCAGUGGAUCCUCCAGUUCUGACUUACACACGCAGCGCUGACCCCUGUAACAUCACCCUCACCUGCAGAGGUCACGACCUCUCAAUCAACUCCAGCUGUUAUAAUGAGACCUGUGAGGAGAAGGAAGUGACAUCUGGAGGCGUCACCCUUUCCCUGUCAGUGCGGGACGGUGCCAUCAUCUGUAACUGUAGCAACCCGGUCAGCUCUAAGCAGAAGAAUAUAACAUUUACAGAACUCUGUGCUCAUACAGAACAGCAUCUGAACCGCGUCUACACAAGAGAGGAGAUCUAUGAUCAGUCAUCAUCACGCGAAACGAGGGAGGAGACUGAGAACCCCCAGCAUCCAGCGAGUAAUGGAGCAUCAGGAAACUGA
This is a messenger RNA of Astyanax mexicanus (Mexican tetra), 723 nucleotides long. RefSeq lists its product as uncharacterized. The record is from RefSeq and is a predicted model, not a curated record. The transcript has 5 exons. NCBI's taxonomy places the organism in Eukaryota, Metazoa, Chordata, Actinopteri, Characiformes, Acestrorhamphidae. The coding region runs from base 1 to 723 and encodes 240 amino acids.